AACUGGUCACACGGCUCGAAUUUCAUAUAAACAUAAAAACAAGAUGCUACCUGGCGUUGGCGUAUUCGGAACAGGUGAAAUCGCCAAUGUCCUGGUGCCGCUGCUACGAGAGAAGGGUUUCGAAGUGAAGGCCAUUUGGGGGCGCACACUAAGGGAGGCCAAGGAAACGGCCAACGCACAGAAUGUAGCAUUUUACACAAACGUCAUAGACGAAGUGCUUCUACGAAAAGAUGUCGAUCUGGUAUUUAUAGUGUGUCAGCCGUUUCUGCACGCGGAGAUUUCGGUGAAGGCGCUGGGCAUUGGGAAGCAUGUAGUAUGCGACAAGCCAGCAGGUCUUCAUCAAGCAGAUGCCAUGAAAAUGGUGCGUGCUUCCCAGUACUAUCCGACACUCAUAUCUCUGGUGAAUCAUCCACUGAGGUUCUUGCCCGCAUUUACCCAAAUGCGACGCUGCCUUCAGGAAGGACUUAUCGGACCGCUAGGGGACGUGGUCCUGAUGGAUGUGCGUGUGCAAAUGGGCACACUCUUUCCCGAAAAGUACAACUGGAUGUGUGAUGCCCAGAUGGGCGGUGGUGCACUCAAUCUUGUGGGCAGUGUGGUGGAUUUGGUGCACUUUUUGUUGCAACAACAUGCAGUGCGUGUGCAUGGUGUACUGAGAGCCUACACCAAAACAACAGGGGCCAUCAAUGGCAUACGCCAAAUAACAGCUCCGGAUUUCUGCAAUUUUCAAAUGGAACUGGCCAGUGGUACGCUCGUUACGGUGGCUCUUCAUAGUCACACGGUUCCGACGAAAACCUUUUCCCAAGAAGUACUCGUCUAUGGCAGCAAAGGUCAUCUGGUUGUGCGAGGCGGCGACCUGUUUGCCCUUAAGGAGUCUCAACAAAAGGAGGAAGCCGUCUAUGUGGAUGUCCAGGACUUGCACAUAUCUACCAACAAUUCAUUACUUCCGCGUCCAUACAUCAAGGGUAUGUGCAAAAUGGUAGGUGCUCUCAAGGAAGCCUUCAACAGCAAAGAGUCCAGCUGGAUAAAGGCGCCUGUCUCCACCGCCGCCACAUUCGAAGAUGGCCUCUACGUACAGGCCGUCGUCGAAGCUAUACGCAAGUCGAAUGAAACCCGUCAGUGGCAGCGCGUCGAAUUGACCACAGAUGCGCCCCUCAACCAUGACCAGAUUAUUAGGUAUGGAUAUGCGCGGAUGCCCACCAUGUGAAUGGGAUGCGCCUUUAAACUUUGAACGUAUUUAACUUAUUGUUUCGGCAUUUACAUUUUGCAUUAAUAAACCACCUUUAGAUUUUUAAGAUGA
Molecule: messenger RNA, 1297 nt
Organism: Drosophila virilis
Lineage: Eukaryota; Metazoa; Arthropoda; Insecta; Diptera; Drosophilidae
Product: glucose-fructose oxidoreductase domain-containing protein 1
Molecular function (GO): nucleotide binding
Source: RefSeq, a predicted model, not a curated record